This is a messenger RNA of Sus scrofa (pig), 5314 nucleotides long. Lineage: Eukaryota; Metazoa; Chordata; Mammalia; Artiodactyla; Suidae. The record is from RefSeq and is a predicted model, not a curated record.
AAAAAAAAAAAAAAAACCGGAGGCUUCAGCCUUAUAUCCCAAUAGAAACAUCAACUUAACAACCAUCCAUAGGAGAAAGUACCUUCAGGAGAGCUCUAGAAUCCAAGAGAGAGGAUAUACAACACUGGUAGAGCACAGAAAUGAGAAAAAAACAUUAACAAAGGUCAGAACAUUUUCACAUUUUGUGAAGACCUGUUUUUAACUCCCUUGAGUAAAUAGCAAGGAGCAUGACUGAUGGAUUGUAGGGAGAGUAUGGUGACUUUGGGAAGAAACUGUCAAAGUGCCUUCCAAAGUGGCUGUCCCAUUUUACAUCCCCACUAGUAAUAAAUGAGAGUUCCUAUUGCUCCACAUCCUCACCAGCAUUUGAUAUUGUCAGUGUUCCAGAUUUGGCCAUUCUAAUAGGUGUACAGGAAAGUCUUGUUUUAAUUUGCAUUUCUCUGAUGACCUAUGAUGCGAACAUGUUUUCAUGCUUAUUUACCAUCUGUAUAUCUUCUUUGGGGAGAGUCUUUUAAGGUCUUUUGCCUAUUUGUUCAUCAGGUUGGUUGUUUUCUUAUUGCUGAGUUUUAAGGAUUCUUUGGCUAUUUUGUAUAACACUUGUUUGUCAGAUGUUUCUUUUGAAGAUAUUUCUUCCAGGCAUUACCUUUUACAGAGACCUUGUAUUAUUUCUAUAUUUUAAAUUUGUUUGGUGUAUUUGAUGACCCAAAAUGUGGUCUGUCUUGGUAAAUGUUCCGUGUGAGCUUGAGAAGAACAUGGAUUUUCCUGUUACUGGAUAAAGUACUUUAGAGAUGUCAAUUUUAACCAAUUGAUUGAUGACAUUGCUGAGUUCUAUGUCCCUAUUGAUUUUCUGUCUGAUGGGCAUGUUCAUUUCUGAUCAAUGGGUGUUGAUGUCUUCAAAUGUGAUAGUGUAUUCAUCUAUACAUUUGUAAUUCUAUUAGUUUAUGGCUUCCCAUAGUUUAUCUGUUGUUGGGUGCAUAGUCUUUGAGAAUUUUUAUGACUUCUUGGAGAACUUGCCCCUUAUCAAAUGUAACGUUGCCACGUAAGAAGUCAUCCCAGUAUUUUAAUCAGCAAAGGGGGGGGAAAAAAGGCUUAUUCAGAGAAAUUUUUAUUCAGGAAAUUUAGGAAACCUUUUCCAAAACCGUUGCACAUUUAGAUACUCUCUCAUUUAGAGAGUAUGCAAAAUAUUCCAUAUGCUGUUGGCCUACUUCUCACACUAUUUUGUCUAUUUGUAUAUUAUCCUCAAGUUUCCUAUUUCAAUAUUGGUACAAAUGUUGAUAACAUGUUUAUAAACUGUAGUGUAUUUUCUUCAUGGCCCCUGUUGGCACAUUUGACUCACUGAGGUAUCUCCCAUGAGCCCUGGGCAUAAAUGUAGAUAAGACGUGUGGCUUAUGCAGGUUAAAAUCUGUAUAGAUAACGACAUCCAGAAAGACCCAAAAUAAAUCCACAUCUUGCUUUGCUUCAAUAUUUUUGCUCUCAUGACUACAAAGGAAAAUGUAUCAAAAAAUCUUAGCUACAGAAAUGAAGUAAUUACAAAUGUGUUGAGAUAGACUGAUUUUUAGAAAUGUUGGAUUUCUUAACUUAAACCCAAAAUAGUUGCCAAUAUUUUUUUUUCAUUAUUUCUACCAACUGAUGUAAUGCAUUUGUAUGACAAAUAGAGGUAAGAUUGUAAAGUUGAAGCCAGUGAAAACUUUCCUUUUCUUAGCACCGAUUUAUUAAUUCUUAGUUCAACUUUUCAUCAGGUUCAGUGGAAUAAAUUGGGGUUGCCAUUUCUUUAUAUAUCAAGGGUUAUGAACGAUGAGCAUAGUUACGUUUCCUGUUCAUCAUACUAAUUUAUUUCUUUAGUGAUUUUCAGAAAAUUACUCUCUGAGUUUGGGCUUACUCAUUGGAUAUGGGUUUGAUAAGUAGUACCUGCUUCAGGUUCAGGCAAGAAAAACUUUAGAAUUCUAGUUUUAUCAUUAACCAACUGUAUGACCUUGUUUAUAUUAAACUCUCAAUGUCAACUUCUCCACACUCAGCAUAGGGUUAUUGUAAUGAGUGAAUGGCAAAGAUUGAGCAUUGUCUCUCAAAUGAGUUUCCUCAAAAAUUCUUAUUACUAUUUUAUUGUGAGACUAUCUUAAUAUGAUAAUUGAUCUUAUUUUUAGGAAUAAAAAGAUAACAAUAUUUACUGUGUGGCAGUACAUGCUAUAAAAUUUUUAAAUAAUAUAAUUUUACUUUUAAAUUAGCUCUCACAAUAAUUCUAUGAACUAUUAUUAUUUUCACAGUGAAAAAAAAAAAAAAAAACCUAAAACUCAGAAAGAGUUGUUUUUAUAAUCCGUUCCUUUUGGAAUGGAAAGCCUAGAUGUUGCUCCCAAAACCCCACACGUUAUAAGUUAAAAUUAAAUCCUGAUGCCAUAUUUUUAUAAGAACUUCUCCUUUUUAAGUUGAAAAUUGUCUUCAAAUGUAGAUACUAGUUAAACUGAGACAAUCAGGAAAUAGAACUUCUCAAUGAAAACCCACAGAUUUUGCAAGUGAUUUAGAUGAUUUCAGGCUUUCCUUCAUUAUUCCUCUUUAUACUGCUUUGAUCUGACUGAUUUGAUCUGACUCCCCUUUUCCAUGAGGAAAAAGGAAGGCCAUUUUUUUUUUUUUCAGAGGGCUCAGAGAAAUGGAAUUCUGAACUAAUUGUAGGACUAUUCAAGGCAGUCUUGAGGUAAUAAUCUGCAAAGAACCUGAAUUAAACCAAUAAUCUGUUCUCUUUUGUGGCAAAUUAACCUAGCAUAAAAACCUAACACCAAGAAAAAGAACGUCAAGUCAGAGAGAAAGACAGAGACUCGGAAAACCAUGAGCUAAUAUUGAGGGUGCAAAUUUCCUUGAGGAUAUACAUGUUCACAACAUUUCUUAUGACUUCUUAGGUGACUUCUUAGGGUCUUAAUAUAAGAAAAGGGAGUUCAGUACACAUAGAAAAUGUGGGAAGAUAAUUUAUGUUUCCAAUUAUGCCAUGGAAUUUAGGGAGCCUUCCACCCAGCUUCUCAUAAUUUAAAUAAAAUUAGGAAAAACAAUCUCUUAAUCUUUAGUAAACAUUUAAAUAAUGUUGUUUCUUUAAAUUAGACAAUGUGGGGGAUACCAUUGUUCUUUUCUCUAAGAGGACAUCCUUACAAUUGACUAUGGGAUGGAGGAAAGGUCCUGAAAAUCAUUUCCAGUUGUUUUAUUUUACAAAAUGGCAAGUAUUUGUUUAUUGAAUAGGUUAUUUCUCACUUUCAACAAUGACAUAUUCGAGACAUUAGAAUGCUUUAAAAAGAAAGAUACAGGAAGGAAUAUAAAGCUUGUUAUCAUAAGUUCCAUAGAUGAAGAAAAUAAUCUGGAUGAGUAUUUAGGAAGGAAAAUAUGAAAUAAUGCCUUAGAGACUUGGAUGUAUUCUUCAUUAAUUCACCAAAACAUCCCAGGAAUGUCUGACAGAUCAUAUCCCAGAAAUGGGAUCUUACAGGAGUAGAAGUGUUAUCUGUCGACUUAAAAAGCCUCCCCUUUGUCUUUUCUUCAACCCCAGUGAAGGCAUCUCAUUUCCUGUAUUGUGUCACCUAAUUUCUUGUAUUAUUUGCUAGUAUAAUAUAGAAAAGUAAAAUAUGCCAAGAAAACAGUCACUCAGAAAGAUAUCCUUCAGGGGAGGCUUUUAAAGUCAACAGGUAGCCCUUCUCCGCCAGUAUUUCAAAUACUUGGAAAGGCUUCAUUAAAAUCCCUCCUCUUCCCAUUUGAGAUAUGGGAUUUAGAUAAGCUUCUUAAACAUCUUUUUAGUCUGGUUCCAAUCUGUAAAAUGGGGGUUUUAUUAAAAAAAAAAAAAUUCCAUGUGAAACAGAGCCUGUCAUAUAGUAAAAACUACUUUAAAACAAGUUAUCUAUUUCCAUUAAAUUGUUUUUUAAAUCUCUUAAUUUAGCUUGGCAUAAUAAGUUUACUUCUGAAGACAACCUCCUUUUCUUUAAGUCUUUUCUUUGUGUCUCCUCUAAUAGGUUAUGCAGGAGAAGAGCAAAAAUGAGAAACUACACAGUAGUAACAGAGUUUAUCCUCCUGGGACUCUCAGAUGACCCACAGCUUCAGGUUGUGGUCUUUGUCUUUCUGCUCAUCACCUACCUGCUCAGCAUCACUGGGAACCUGACCAUCAUCACCCUGACCCUGCUGGAUCCCCACCUCCAGACCCCCAUGUAUUUCUUCCUCAGAAACUUCUCCUUACUAGAGGUGUCAUUCACAACUGUCACUAUACCCAGGUUCCUGAGCACCAUUAUUACAGGAGAUAAAACUAUUUCUUUUAAUAAUUGCAUGGCUCAGUUAUUUUUUUUCAUUCUUUUAGGAGUCACUGAAUUUUGUCUUUUGGCCGCCAUGUCCUAUGACCGUUAUGUCGCCAUCUGCAAACCUCUGCAUUACUUGGCCAUCAUGAAUCCUAGACUCUGCAUAUUGCUGAUCUUUGCUUCUUGGCUGGCUUCAUUCUUAAUCAUAUUCCCAUCACUCAUGUUGUUCUUAAACCUCGAUUACUGCAAGUCUAAUGUUGACCAUUUUACCUGUGAUUAUUUUCCCCUCUUGCAACUUUCCUGUUCAGACACCAAAUUCCUAGAGAUGAUGGGUUUUUCCUUUGCUGUGUUUAUUCUAUUGUUCACGUUGGCAUUAAUAAUUCUGUCCUACAUAUAUAUCAUCAGAACGAUUGUGAGAAUUCCUUCUACUAGUCAGAGGACAAAGGCCUUUCCCACGUGUUCUUCCCACAUGAUUGUCAUCUCCAUCUCUUAUGGCAGCUGCAUGUUCGUGUACAUUAAUCCAUCAGCUAAAGACAGGGUGUCUCUGAGCAAGGGAGUGGCCGUGCUAAACACCUCAGUAGCCCCUAUGCUGAACCCCUUUAUUUACAGCCUAAGGAAUCAGCAGGUCAAGAGAGCCUUCAUGGACAUGGCAAGAAAGGUUGCAUUUUUCUCCAGGAAAUGAAAAGAUAAAAGUACUGUUUCAUAUUUUAGAGGCAUAAUGAAGAGCAGUUAAAUGAAAUUCAGGCUUUUCAAAAUAUAUUACUUUCCACAUAGCCUCCCUAGAGUUAUUUUUCAUUGCUUAUAUUUUAUUGCCAGCAGGUUCCCAAGGAUAUUUGCAUAUAUCUUUUUUUUUCUUUUUUCCUUUUAAAUUCUAAUUCUUCUCGUGUAAGUUAUUUUUCAUUUUUUUUCCCCAUUCAAAUUCCCUUCCUUCUCUCAUGCACUUUCCUUCCUUUGUGCUGUUCUUUCUAGUCUGUAACUAUGAGACUGGCCUCAUUUCCUUCUUUGAAUUUUUUUUUUUUUUUUAUGGCAGCACCCAGGGCAUAUAGAAAUUCCUGGGCAAGGGA